AUGGUAAAAAUAGAUGACAGCCUAUGGAAGCGUAUCGGACAUGCCUAUAAAGAUCCUAUAGCAGUGAAGAUGUUCCCCACGGACAAAGUGAUACUGAUAAAUUGUGCACCAACAGACUUUGAUAGCUGUCAAAGUGAUGAUACGGAUGUGGAGGAGCCUGUGAAAACCAAAGAUACAUCGGAUUCGGACAGCAAUAUACAAUACGAGUCCAACAACGACGGAAAGAUAACAGACAACGAGAAGGAAAUAGAGCCACAAGCAGAUGUUGACAUACCAGUUACAGAAUCAGCAAUUGUUGAGCCUGUGUCUGAGCCGGUAGAAACAGUACCGGCUGACAAAAGAGCAGAGCCUGAGCCGCCCCAAAACAGAGCCUGA
Sphaeroforma arctica JP610 is the source of this 375-nucleotide messenger RNA. RefSeq lists its product as hypothetical. Lineage: Eukaryota; Ichthyosporea; Ichthyophonida. The transcript has a single exon. The record is from RefSeq and is a predicted model, not a curated record. Bases 1 to 375 code for a protein of 124 amino acids.